AAGUACACCCCAGUGUGUCGCAGAACACUGACAUCAAAAACAGAGAACCUCACUGAAGAAAGACGAUCAAAAUUAAAAACUCAAUUGAGCCACACUGACCAUGUUUCAGUGACUGUCGACAUUUGGUCUGACCGAAAGAUGAGGGGAUUCCUUGGUGUCACUGUGCACUGGAUGGACAAAGAGGCAGAGCGGAUACAGCUCAAGUCCAAUCUCUUGGCUUGUGAGCGCUUCAAAGGCUCACAUACAGCUGAACGAAUCUGUGACAAAUUUGAGGCUAUAUGUGAUGAAUACAACAUUAAAGCUAAACUGGACUACAUUAUUAGUGACAAUGCUGCUAACAUGCCAAAAGCAUUCACUGUGUGCUUCCCCAGUGAACAAGAGGAUGACGAUGAUGGAGAUCAUCUGGAUGACCCUGAGCUCUGGUGUGAUUUAACCGUGGAAGAUCAGCAAACGGUAGAUGUUGCUAUGGCAAAGAAAAAGCGCUUGCAGUGUUUUGCACACACUCUUCAGCUGGUGGUGGGAGAUGGUUUGAAAGAAACAAAAGUGGUAUCUCCUUCUCUUUCGAAGUUAUCUAAACUCAGCUCACUGCUGCACACAAGCACAACAUUCAAAGAUGUGUUUGAUGCUGAAUUUGGGGAACAGAAAGGCAUCCCUGCUGCAGUCAACACAAGAUGGAACUCAACACUGAGGCAAGCGAAGGCUGUUCUCCAGUGCAAUCAUGUAAGGCUCUGUGCUGUUCUAGAAAAGGCUGGGCACAGGGAGUUGUCAUUCACAGCACAGGAGUGGAAUCUGUUGAAAGAUUUGGUGGACAUCUUGAAACCAUUUGGAGAAGCAACUGAUUUGACACAGGGGGAGAAGGUCAUCACAAUCAGUGCUGUUGUUCCAUCCAUCUUGUCCCUCAACCACCACCUUGAGAAACUGAAGCCUCAGGUCUGUUUUCUGAGCGGCCUGGUCAGAAGUCUCCAGACAUCCCUGAACAAAAGAUUUCUUGGAAUCUUCAUCAAUGUGAAAAUGGCCAGGACACAAGAUGGGAUCACUGCUCCCUUUUCAGAUCCAGUCUACCUCAAAGCAGCUGUCUUGGAUCCAGCCUUUUCUCUGUUGUGGGUGGAGCCCCAUGUGCUGGUCAGUCGUGACGUCAAGGCAGAGGUGGCACAACAGGUUAAAGAAUUGAUCCUGCAAGAUGCUGCAGAGACUGAGCAACCUGCGCCUCUUGUUGAUGAAAAAGAGCAAGGGGACCUUGGAGAAGGAGAAGGGCUGUUUGCUGCUUACCACAAGAGACAGAAGAAGGAUGUUGGGACUACUCCAGCACUACAGCUAAGUCACUACCUUGACAUAGCUGAAGGACAGAAUGCCCUUUUGUUCUGGGCAUUGAACAUGAAGACUCUUCCUUCACUGUUCCGAGUGGCCAUGAGAGUCUUGGCAGUGCCUGCCUCCAGUGCUCCAGUGGAGCGAGUUUUCAGCCAUGGUGGCAUCAUACUACGCCCCCAUCGUGCACAAAUGACUGACAGACUCUUGGCCAAUUUGGUCUUUUGCAAAUGCAAUGCAGCAUAUGGCCCUGACAUAUAAAAAGUACAACCUUUUUGUUAUGUUAUAUGUCAUGUUUUUUCAAUGUUAACACUUUUGUACAAAUAAGUA
Entelurus aequoreus (snake pipefish) is the source of this 1635-nucleotide messenger RNA. RefSeq names its product zinc finger BED domain-containing protein 4-like. The transcript is spliced from 2 exons. Bases 139 to 1566 code for a protein of 475 amino acids. Gene Ontology annotation, molecular function: protein dimerization activity. The record is from RefSeq and is a predicted model, not a curated record. NCBI's taxonomy places the organism in Eukaryota, Metazoa, Chordata, Actinopteri, Syngnathiformes, Syngnathidae.